AUGGCCCUGGUCGACUACUCGUCCUCCGACCCGGACUCUGGUCCUGAGUCUGCGUCUGAUUCUGACUCUGGUCCUGGACAUGGACAUGGACACGGGCAGAACGACGACGUCGAGCCUCGAGACUCUGCAACGAAGACGCCAAGGUCGCCGCCAGCUUCCACAAGCACUCAAAUCGAUACUCAACCCAGCCAGCGGCCAGUCUCGAGCGCCCUUCCGCCCUUGCCGCCCCCGUUCCACGACCUAUACGCCUCUACCGUGCGCACCGCAACCGCGGACCUGCCCAGCCUGCACCAGGGCAGGAGACGUAUCAUCCCCCACAAGGAAGGCAACUGGCCCAGUCACAUCUACCUCGAAUGGCACCCCUCCUCCUCCCAGCACCAGCUCCUCAAGUCGCUACUCGCCGCUCUCGCUCAGGAACUUGACCACCUUCUCAGCGGACAUGGCCUGCCUGGCUUUCUGACCUCAGAGCUGGGCGCGCCCCAGCCCCUCCACGUGAGCCUGUCCAGGCCCUUUGUUCUGCGCACCGACGAAAAGGAUGCCUUCCUCGAUCGCCUCAUCCAGGCCACCGCGCGGUGUCGCGUGCCCGCCUUCGCCCUGGCUUGUCACGACCUGGCCUGGCACCGCAGCCCGGGCUCGGAGCGUUCCUUUCUCGUCCUGCGCGUGCGCGGCCUAAGCGGGACCAGCGACGAGCUACCGGCCCUGUUGCGCACUUGCAACCGCCUUGUGGCAUCCUAUGGCCAGCCGGAGCUCUACGCCUCCAGAGGGCCCGUCCAGGAUGAAAGCAUUGACGCCAGUGACGCCUUCCACGUCUCCCUCGCGUGGUCCUUCACCGCGCCGACCGAUGAUCUGAGCCAGAAGACGGCCGAGGUGUUUGCGCGCCCAGAGUUUCGCGACGCCGUCCUUUCGCGCAUCAGCAUUCCUGUCCAGGGGGUUAAAGUCAAGAUUGGGAACGUGGUAACAAAUAUCGCGCUGCCAGAGACCGCAGGCGUGAGCGGCAGUAGAAAUGGCAAGGGGCUUUUCGGUAUCUGA
Diaporthe citri is the source of this 1029-nucleotide messenger RNA. RefSeq lists its product as uncharacterized. NCBI's taxonomy places the organism in Eukaryota, Fungi, Ascomycota, Sordariomycetes, Diaporthales, Diaporthaceae. The transcript has a single exon. Gene Ontology annotation, cellular component: nucleus. Gene Ontology annotation, molecular function: 3'-5'-RNA exonuclease activity. Bases 1 to 1029 code for a protein of 342 amino acids. The record is from RefSeq and is a predicted model, not a curated record. Gene Ontology annotation, biological process: U6 snRNA 3'-end processing.